UUCCGGGAGUCGAUCUCAGGUUUUCAAGAAUGUCCCCUAGAGACCCAGUUUCUUUUCUAUGUAAUUACCAGAGCUUUCAGAGUAGCCUUGCUUUUCUCACUUUUCUCGUUCUCAUUGAUAUGGUCAUGGAAUGGGUACCUGUUUGAUCUUGCUGCACUGCUGGGAAAUCUCCAUUUUGGGCGAGAGGCUUAGGUCCAGGCUGAGGCCAGCUGUUGAGGCCUGGUGAAAAAAAAUCAGGUGCAAUAAUGUUGUGCAGUAAAAAGAAAUCACUUGAAGUGGAACGGAUAGUAAAAGCCAAUGACCGUGAAUAUAAUGAGAAGUACCAGUACACAGAUAAUCGUAUCCACACAUGCAAGUACAACAUUCUCACCUUCUUGCCCAUUAAUUUAUUUGAACAGUUUCAAAGAGUGGCAAAUGUGUAUUUCCUUUUCCUUCUGAUUUUACAGCUGAUUCCAGAAAUUUCCUCCUUGACCUGGUUUACCACCAUUGUACCUUUGGUCCUGGUGGUAACUAUGACAGCUGUCAAAGAUGCCACAGAUGAUUAUUUUCGCCACAAGAGUGAUAAUCAAGUGAAUAAUCGGCAAUCUGAAGUGCUCAUUGACAGCAAACUGCAGAAUGAAAAAUGGAUGAAUGUCAAAGUGGGAGACAUCAUUAAAUUAGAAAAUAACCAGUUUGUUGCUGCUGAUCUGCUUCUCCUAUCAAGUAGUGAGCCACAUGGCCUCUGUUAUAUUGAAACUGCUGAACUUGAUGGGGAAACGAACCUUAAAGUGCGCCAUGCGCUAUCAGUUACCUCAGGACUUGGAGCAGAUAUUAGCAGACUUGCAAAGUUUGAUGGGAUUGUUGUCUGUGAGGCGCCUAACAACAAACUAGAUAAAUUCACCGGAGUCCUCUCUUGGAAGGGCAGCGAGCACUCCCUCAACAAUGAGAAGAUAAUCCUGAGGGGCUGUGUCCUGAGAAAUACCAGCUGGUGUUUUGGAAUGGUUAUUUUUGCAGGUCCUGAUACUAAACUAAUGCAGAACAGUGGUAAGACGAAGUUUAAGAGGACAAGCAUUGAUAGACUGAUGAAUACUCUAGUACUAUGGAUUUUUGGGUUUCUGAUAUGCUUGGGAAUUAUUCUUGCAAUAGGAAAUUCAAUCUGGGAGAAUCAAGUUGGGGACCAAUUCAGAACUUUCCUCUUUUGGAAUGAAGGAGAGAAGAACUCUGUGUUCUCAGGAUUCUUAACAUUCUGGUCAUAUAUUAUUAUUCUCAACACAGUUGUACCAAUUUCUUUAUAUGUGAGUGUGGAAGUAAUUCGUCUGGGACACAGUUAUUUUAUAAACUGGGAUCGGAAGAUGUAUUACUCUGGGAAGGCAACACCUGCUCAAGCUCGGACGACCACGCUCAAUGAGGAACUAGGCCAGAUUGAAUAUGUUUUCUCUGACAAAACGGGUACCCUCACUGAAAACAUCAUGACUUUUAAAAAAUGUUCCAUUAAUGGGAGAAUCUACGGCGAAGUACAUGAUGUCCUGGGUCAGAAAACAGACAUGACUAAGAAAAAAGAGGCUGUGGGUUUCUCAGUCAACCCCGAAGCUGACAGAACAUUUCAAUUUUUUGACCACCAUCUGAUGGAAUCUAUUAAAAUGGGUGAUCCCAAAGUGCAUGAAUUCCUUAGGUUACUUGCACUCUGCCACACCGUAAUGUCAGAGGAAAAUAGUGCAGGAGAGCUGAUUUACCAAGUUCAGUCACCCGAUGAAGGGGCUCUAGUGACUGCUGCAAAAAAUUUGGGGUUCAUUUUUAAGUCUCGGACCCCAGAGACAAUAACAAUAGAAGAAUUGGGAACACUAGUUACUUAUCAAUUGCUUGCCUUUUUGGAUUUCAACAAUUUCAGAAAAAGGAUGUCUGUCAUAGUUCGAAACCCAGAAGGACAGAUAAAGCUUUAUUCCAAAGGAGCAGACACUAUUCUGUUUGAAAGACUUCAUCCAUCCAACGAAGACCUCCUGACCUUGACGUCAGACCAUCUCAGUGAAUUUGCAGGAGAAGGCCUUCGAACCUUGGCCAUCGCAUACAGAGAUCUGGAUGACAAGUACUUCAAAGAGUGGCACAAGAUGCUUGAAGAUGCAAACGCUGCCGUAGAUAAGAGGGAUGAACGGAUAGAAGGGCUGUAUGAAGAAAUCGAAAGGGAUUUGAUGCUACUAGGUGCAACUGCUGUAGAAGAUAAGUUACAAGAGGGUGUUAUUGAAACGGUUACAAGCUUAUCACUAGCCAAUAUUAAGAUCUGGGUCCUAACAGGAGACAAACAAGAAACUGCCAUCAAUAUUGGCUAUGCCUGCAACAUGCUGACUGAUGACAUGAAUGAUGUGUUCAUCAUAGCAGGGAACACAGCUGUGGAGGUCAGAGAAGAACUCAGGAAAGCAAAGGAAAAUUUGUUUGGACAAAACAGAAGUUUUUCCAAUGGCCAUGUAGUUUUUGAAAAAAAGCAGCCGCUGGAGUUGGACUCAGUUGUAGAAGAAACCGUAACAGGGGAUUAUGCCUUAAUCAUAAAUGGCCACAGUUUGGCCCAUGCUCUAGAAAGUGAUGUCAAGAACGAUCUUCUAGAACUUGCCUGCAUGUGUAAGACUGUGGUUUGCUGCCGAGUCACCCCUCUCCAGAAAGCUCAAGUAGUAGAGCUGGUGAAGAAGCACAGAAAUGCUGUCACUUUGGCCAUAGGCGAUGGAGCCAAUGACGUCAGCAUGAUCAAAAGUGCUCACAUUGGUGUCGGCAUCAGCGGCCAGGAAGGACUGCAGGCAGUCCUAGCCAGCGACUACGCAUUUGCACAGUUUAGAUACCUCCAAAGGCUUCUCCUUGUUCAUGGAAGGUGGUCCUAUUUCCGAAUGUGCAAAUUCUUAUGCUAUUUCUUCUAUAAGAAUUUUGCAUUCACACUUGUGCAUUUCUGGUUUGGUUUCUUCUGUGGUUUCUCAGCCCAGACUGUCUAUGACCAGUGGUUCAUUACCCUUUUUAACAUUGUCUACACAUCACUGCCUGUUUUAGCCAUGGGGAUUUUUGACCAGGAUGUUAAUGACCAGAAUAGCAUGGAUUGUCCCCAGCUCUACAAGCCUGGACAGCUGAAUCUACUUUUUAACAAGCAUAAAUUUUUCAUCUGCGUGGCACAUGGAAUCUACACCUCAUUAGCCCUUUUCUUCAUCCCAUAUGGGGCCUUUUACAACGUGGCUGGAGAAGAUGGACAGCACAUUGCAGACUACCAGUCUUUUGCAGUGACCAUGGCCACGUCUUUGGUCAUUGUGGUCAGUGUGCAGAUAGCCUUGGAUACCAGUUACUGGACUAUCAUUAAUCAUGUCUUCGUCUGGGGCAGCAUUGCCACUUAUUUCUCCAUUUUAUUUACCAUGCACAGUAAUGGCCUCUUUGGCAUCUUCCCAAGGCAGUUUCCAUUUGUUGGAAAUGCACGACAUUCCUUGACCCAGAAGUGCAUCUGGCUUGUUAUUCUCUUAACGAUAGUGGCUUCAGUUAUGCCUGUGGUGGCAUUCAGAUUUUUGAAGGUGGAUUUAUUCCCAACCCUGAGUGAUCAGAAAAGGCUUUACACUUCACAAAGUGGCCCACUGUGUGGAGUCUAUAUCAUCUGGAUGCUUCAUCUCACUCUGGGUCUCCUUUGUCUCCAGAUCCGCCAGUGGCAGAAGGCUCAAAAGAAGGCAAGACCCCUGCGUAGCCGAAAGCCUCAGACUCGGAGAUCAAGCUCGAGAAGAUCUGGAUAUGCUUUUGCUCACCAAGAGGGCUAUGGAGAGCUUAUCACAUCUGGAAAAAAUAUGCGAGCUAAAAAUCCACCCCCGACAUCAGGGUUGGAAAAGACACUGUAUAAUAGCACUAGCUGGAUUGAAAAUUUAUGUAAGAAAACCACAGACACAGUGAGCAGCUUUAGCCAGGAUAAAACAGUGAAACUGUGAGUCAAGAUGAAUUUGAACCACACAGUUAUCUUUUCACUUCGGCUGGAGCUGAAAUUAGCUGGCUCCAGAGUUUAAGAUCAGGGGUUAGGGGUGGGUCAGAUGGCCUCGCUUAACCUAAACCUGUGUCAGACAGUGGCCAGUGCCAUCCAAUAGAGAUGUGCUCUACUGAAAACCAGGUCCGAGGUCACUGUCCAAUUCAUGAGUUGGUGGACAAAACCCUCACAAUACCAGCACAAGGUUUUUUUUUAAUCAACCUAGAUACCAAUCGAUCUGUACUUUAGAAUCUUAUUUAUGGAGAAACACUUGUAAAUCUGCAUAUACAGAGAAUGGGUCUUCAGGUGAAUAAAAGGGUGCAUUCACAAGGUAUAUAUCCCAGCUGAAAAGCAUCUUUGUGACAGAUUAACGCUUAUAUGUAAGAUCAGCCAUUCCCAAGAUACACUUUUAAGAUUUAAAAGGUACACAGUGUACACUAAGGUGCUUCCAGACUUACAGCAGCUUGUCACUGUCCAGUCUUGAUCCCUACCUGUGUGUUCAGCCAGGACAACAAAUCACCUUCAUGCCUGAAGAGCAGAAAAACAUGUUGGUAUUCCACAUUUUUCUACUAGUCUAGAGACAAAGUAGACUGAACAUCUUUACAGUAGAAUAGGCUGACAAUUUGGUCAAAUUUAUUCAAAAAAUUCUCAGGGACAUGUUCAUGAAAUGUCAAAGAGAGACUCUGGAAAGUAUUCUAAAUACUUUUCAAUGACUUUUAUAACAACUUCAGUAGUUAUUUUCUCUGCCUCAUCUACAGCUAUUAAUGGACUCAGCAAAGCACUGGAAUUUCACACUUUGAUGAUACUAUUCCAUGUAAUGUAUGUGCAAAUAUUUUCAACAUAUCCAGUUUUUAAAAGUUCAGAUUUGAAACCAAACAAUUUAAUAAACAGUCUUUUUAAUUACUUAUUUAAAUAUGCAGGUUUAGGUCAUUCAGAGUUAGUUGGUUUUGAUAUUCAGCUGUCAUAUUUAUAAUUCAAACACAUGAGGUUGAUUUUUUGGAGAUGUUCCAGUCCAAAUUUGAGUCCAUAUGUGAGUCAUCAGUAUAGUGUCUGUAAAAGAAUUCAAGCAUAUUCGUGUUCAAACUCCAGUUCUGUCACUCCUUACCUCUGUAAGCUUGGGCAGGUAAUGUGCUUCCUCUGAGACUCAGUUUCUUCCUCUGUAAAAUGAGGAUAUACUACCUACCUCAUGUGGUUGUUCGAGGAUUGUCAAAGCACAAAUUCUUAAAUCAUUGAAAACAUAAUUCUCAUGUGAAUAGACGAUGAGUUAAGUGCCAUUUAACUCAAUCAGAAUACAAGAGCAAAUGUGAAGAACUGGAAUUUAAGUAAUCAGUGGAAAAGGCAUUGAUGAAAUGAGAUUGCAAAGUAGGAUCUAAAACUGGUUAGUAUUCUAAAGGGAAAUAACCUUGGAGGUAUUUUUAUAUAGUAACUAUAACCUUGUAGGUAAAUUUCUCUAUCAGAAAACAAAAAUAAAUGAUCAUCAUGCCUUAUCAAUUUUCUAUAAAUCAUACUUCAACUUUACAGAAUCCUUAAUCUGGUCUUUAUUGCAUUAUUAGUCAAAGUUAUAUUUCCCAAAAGAGUCAGAUGGCCCUUGGGUGGGCUUGACGGAUAAUGGGCUAACAUGAUAUUAUGGCUCACACAAUCCUUUGUUUUGUUUUUUUUUUUUGGCCUUAAUUUCCAAGUCUGGGAUAACUUUUCCUGAAUGGGAUCAAAUGAGAUAUAUAUAAAAGAGCCUAAUACAGUGGUUUAAUCAUAGUUAAUGCUUUUAGAUAUUCCCUGUUCUCCUACGUGCCUGCAUAGACUUAACUAGAUGUUAGUUUUCAGUGUCUAAUUUGUCAUUAGUUUCACUGCGUUGUAACAUUUUUGAAAGAUUUGCAAACUUUUACUAAAUAUUUUGGCACUUGUGG
This is a messenger RNA of Delphinapterus leucas (beluga whale), 5850 nucleotides long. RefSeq names its product ATPase phospholipid transporting 8B4 (putative) (gene ATP8B4). Gene Ontology annotation, molecular function: magnesium ion binding; ATP binding; ATPase-coupled intramembrane lipid carrier activity. Gene Ontology annotation, biological process: Golgi organization; phospholipid translocation. Gene Ontology annotation, cellular component: trans-Golgi network; plasma membrane. The record is from RefSeq and is a predicted model, not a curated record. NCBI's taxonomy places the organism in Eukaryota, Metazoa, Chordata, Mammalia, Artiodactyla, Monodontidae.